UGAGCCCCGCGGCGUCCCGCAGCCGGCCCGGGCGGCAGGCGACCUGUCCUGUCUGACCUUAUGACUCCUGCGUGGCAGCGGCUCUUGGCCCUCGAAGAACGACAUUUUAAACUGUAGAAGAGGAAGGGGAAAAGAUGGGCCAUUGGGAGCGUCUCCCUGAAAAGAGUAAACCCAGCCCAGCCCUGCCUCUUUGCUACUUAGGGAGGAAUUCUGCCACGGAAGGGUUCUGGCAUCGGUGAUGAGCAAUGGGGUAUGAUGUAGCACGUUUUCAGGGGGAUGUUGAUGAAGACCUUAUAUGCCCCAUCUGCAGCGGGGUCCUGGAGGAGCCGGUUCAGGCUCCUCACUGCGAGCACGCCUUCUGCAAUGCCUGCAUCACCCAGUGGUUCUCCCAGCAGCAGACGUGCCCCGUGGACCGCAGCGUCGUGACGGUUGCCCACCUCCGCCCCGUCCCACGGAUCAUGCGUAAUAUGCUCUCGAAGCUGCAGAUCACUUGUGACAACGCUGUUUUCGGCUGUACAGCAGUUGUGCGACUCGACAACCUGAUGUCUCACCUCAAUGACUGCGAGCACAAUCCAAAGCGCCCGGUCACUUGCGAGCAGGGAUGCGGCUUGGAAAUGCCCAAAGAUGAGCUGCCAAACCACAACUGCAUCAAGCAUUUAAGAUCCGUGGUGCAGCAGCAGCAGACGAGAAUCGCUGAGCUGGAGAAGACCUCAGCAGAGCACAAGCAUCAGCUGGCUGAGCAGAAACGGGACAUUCAGUUGCUGAAGGCCUACAUGCGCGCCAUCCGCAGCGUCAACCCCAACCUGCAGAACCUGGAGGAGACCAUCGAAUACAAUGAAAUCCUGGAGUGGGUGAACUCCCUGCAGCCAGCCCGGGUGACGCGGUGGGGCGGAAUGAUCUCCACGCCGGACGCGGUGCUGCAGGCCGUCAUCAAGCGCUCGCUGGUGGAGAGCGGCUGCCCCACGUCCAUCAUCAACGAGCUGAUCGAGAACGCCCACGAGCGGAACUGGCCGCAGGGCCUGGCCACGCUGGAGACCCGCCAGAUGAACCGGCGGUACUACGAGAACUAUGUGGCCAAGCGCAUCCCCGGCAAGCAGGCCGUGGUGGUGAUGGCCUGCGAAAACCAGCACAUGGGCGAGGACAUGGUGCUAGAGCCGGGACUGGUGAUGAUAUUUGCACACGGAGUGGAGGAAAUCUAAGGACUUUCGAAGAGAAACGCUUCGUGCUGACGAGGGAGAGGAGGGGGAAGGUGCAGAGGUGGAGACCGGGGGUAGCCGGUCAAAACUGCUGGUGUUCCCUAGUCGCCGACAUGGUUUUCUUAGGGCACUGUUCCCUCGCACCUCUUGCUUCCUAGCUAAAAUGAUUAAAUGCCUCUGGUAAAUACUACUCAAACCCUUGGCCCAGCGGUGAGCACACGCUGCAGCCCCUCCAUGUUCGCCCCUUGCAGCUCAGCUUCCCCGUUCGAUGUCUUUCAAGGAGAGAAGGAGCCACCGCUCCACACGUACCGCCAGACUCCUCAGACCCAGCCUGCGUUUUGGGUGCUGGUGCCUCUGCCAGAGCCCGGCUCCGGGUCCAGCCCAAAGGCAAAGGCCCAGCUCAGCUCUUGCUGUGGACUGACCCCCGCGGCCGCUGGCAGCUCUCGCUUGUCCCAUGGCCGAAUCCUCCCUGGCCUUUCUCUCCCUCUCUGGAUCUUCCGCCUCGCUCUCCGGCGUCUCUCUGCCGCCAUCUCUCCAAGCCUUGCCUCCGACCGCGCAGUACGGCAGCAGCGGGGUGCGCUCCCCGCUCCUGCGGGCUGGGGAGGGGGCUUGGCCGGGGGGGUCCCUGAA
Gavia stellata (red-throated loon) is the source of this 1826-nucleotide messenger RNA. RefSeq names its product ring finger protein 41 (gene RNF41). The coding region runs from base 246 to 1199 and encodes 317 amino acids. NCBI's taxonomy places the organism in Eukaryota, Metazoa, Chordata, Aves, Gaviiformes, Gaviidae. The record is from RefSeq and is a predicted model, not a curated record. Gene Ontology annotation, molecular function: zinc ion binding; ubiquitin protein ligase activity. The transcript is spliced from 7 exons. Gene Ontology annotation, cellular component: plasma membrane signaling receptor complex. Gene Ontology annotation, biological process: protein K63-linked ubiquitination; regulation of canonical NF-kappaB signal transduction; positive regulation of JNK cascade.